Messenger RNA from Telopea speciosissima, 1620 nucleotides. RefSeq names its product sterol 14-demethylase-like. The record is from RefSeq and is a predicted model, not a curated record. The transcript has 3 exons. Bases 45 to 1508 code for a protein of 487 amino acids. Lineage: Eukaryota; Viridiplantae; Streptophyta; Magnoliopsida; Proteales; Proteaceae. Gene Ontology annotation, molecular function: heme binding; oxidoreductase activity, acting on paired donors, with incorporation or reduction of molecular oxygen; monooxygenase activity.
CUGUGACUGUGAUUUACGAUCUCUCUCCAACUCUGUGAGCAGCUAUGGAUUUGACGGCGAACAUGCCCUUGAAUGUCGGGUUCCUCAUUGUCGCAACGAUAAUCAUAGCAAAGCUUCUUUCCAUGCUUCUGACGCCUCGAUCCAGAAAAUGCCUUCCCCCAACUGUAAAGACAUGGCCUUUGUUUGGUGGACUUUCUCGUUUCAUGAAAGGUCCCAUUGUGAUGCUCAGGGAAGAGUAUCCAAAACUUGGGAGUGUAUUCACUGUGAACCUUUUGAACAAGAAAAUCACUUUCCUCAUUGGACCUGAAGUAUCUGCUCAUUUCUUCAAGGCUUCAGAGGCCGAUCUUAGCCAGCAAGAGGUCUACCAGUUUAAUGUGCCAACUUUUGGUCCAGGUGUUGUGUUUGAUGUUGAUUAUUUAGUGCGACAGGAACAAUUCCGUUUCUUCACAGAAUCUCUGAGGGUGACGAAAUUGAAGGGUUAUGUGGAUCAGAUGGUUAGUGAAGCUGAGGAUUACUUCUCAAAUUGGGGAGAGAGUGGUGAGGUGGACCUUAAAUAUGAACUGGAGCACCUAAUCAUUUUGACAGCAAGUAGAUGCCUUUUGGGUCGUGAAGUUCGUGAUCAACUAUUUGAUGAUGUGUCUGCACUCUUCCACGACCUUGACAAUGGUAUGCUCCCAAUCAGUGUCAUGUUCCCACACCUACCCAUUCCAGCUCACCGCCGUCGUGAUCGUGCCCGCAAGAAGCUAGCAGAAAUCUUCACUAACAUCAUAGCUUCCAGGAAAUGUGCUGGUAAGUCAGAGAAUGAUAUGCUGCAGUGCUUCAUCGACUCAAAGUACAAAGAUGGACGCCCAACAACAGAAAGUGAGGUCACUGGGCUGCUCAUUGCUGCCCUUUUCGCUGGACAACACACCAGUUCGAUCACCUCUACCUGGACUGGGGCCUAUCUCCUUCGUCAUAAGGAGUACCUCUCCGCUGUUUUGGAUGAGCAGAAGAAGCUAAUGAAGCUGCAUGGGAACAAGGUUGACCAUGAUAUCCUGUCUGAGAUGGAUGUCCUGUACAGGUGCAUUAAGGAGGCCCUCAGGCUGCAUCCCCCGCUGAUACUGCUGCUGCGUAGCUCACACAGUGACUUCAGUGUGACAACCCGGGAGGGAAAAGAAUAUGACAUACCAAAAGGCCAUAUUGUUGCCACAUCACCAGCUUUUGCUAACCGCCUGUCACAUAUAUAUCAGGACCCAAACAGGUAUGACCCGGACAGAUUUACAGCAGAAAGGGAAGAGGACAAGGCAGCAGGGCCAUUCUCAUACAUCUCAUUUGGGGGUGGGAGGCAUGGGUGUCUUGGGGAGCCAUUUGCGUAUCUGCAGAUUAAGGCAAUAUGGAGCCAUUUGCUGAGGAAUUUCGAGUUAGAGUUGGUCUCCCCAUGCCCUGAGAUUGAUUGGAAUGCCAUGGUUGUGGGUGUGAAGGGAAAGGUGAUGGUGCGAUACAAGCGGCGGCAGCUCUGUGUUGAUUAAUUGUCUGGAACAAGUGGCUUGCAUUGUCAACUUUGAUGAUGUGGUUCUUGGGACUGUGUCUGCCCCAUUUUGUACAUCAAUGUGUCAUUGCUAUCCCGUUUUAUUUUUAGUU